This is a messenger RNA of Symbiodinium pilosum, 4185 nucleotides long. NCBI's taxonomy places the organism in Eukaryota, Dinophyceae, Suessiales, Symbiodiniaceae. The record is from the annotation of a GenBank genome assembly.
AUGCUUGAAGAAGUUGGACUUCUCUCAAGUGAAAGUCUCCUGCAACACACGCAUCACCAACAGCCAAAUACCAAUCAGAUUUAUGUGUUCGCGCCACAGAGAGAGGUUGGAGGAAUUUGGGUCAACGUUCCAUGUUCUACAGAUGCUGCCUCCUUUGCCGCACGGGCUGUUGGAAUUUCAGCUGCCCAGCAUGCGGGCACGCUCGACACACAAGAUGCCUACAAGCCUACUGCCGGUGAUUCGACACAUUUGACACUGCAAACUGCUACUCUUUGGAAGGUCGUGCAAGGCGCGGCAUGGCCGCAAGGGGGUGUCGUAUUGGACGAGGUAAAAUGGUCUGCACUUUGCAAUGGCGAUUGGGUAGAGACGGUAGAGAUUGCAGAGGAGCCUGAGGAGAACCACAGUCAAAACAUCUCUUGGCCUUCCAAGAGGUGCGCAAGAGAAUUCUUGCAUGGAGCCCUUCCAAGGGUGUGCUUUGACGAAGCCCUUCGACUGGCGUCUGCGCAGAAGCCGGCCCUCGUAGGUGAGGCACACCUGCUGCGCUGCGCAGAGGCGCGAUGGAGCCUGGAGUUCCUUGAAGAGACCGCGCCCGAUCCUAGUAGUCCUGAAGCAAGCUGCUUUUCUGUAUAUCGGGCACCUGAACCAUACCGGCGCUUCCGGUAUUCUUCUCGCUUGGAGACCAACGACGACAUCUACGACAUGCAGUCUGAGGAGUGCGCUGAGCAGCUUUUCCUAGACUUCCCAGACUUUGCGCAUCGGAAACGAGCUGCGACAGAUGGCUCCGGUGAUGGCUAUGCUUACUACUUAUGGGGUGUCGCUUUGCGGCGCGGCGAAAGUGCAGACCCAUGCCGAGAAGAUGGAGGUGACUUUGAAGGUUUCAACUUUGGUCCUGCUGUGGACGAAGACUUGGCGGAAGAGCGCUGCUGGGAGCACUUGCGCAAGCUGAGGAAGGUGGCAGACUGGGGCUGCUUCCGGCAGGCGCAGAUCUUCAUCGGCUGCAAGAACGCUCUAACGCCAUGCCAUUAUGACUUGGUCCAUAAUGCAUAUGUUCAAGUGAGGGGCUGGAAGCGCUUUUUCCUGAUUGAUCCCUGCUACUCGCCCAAUUUGUACGCCUACCCGCAGGGGCAUCGGAUGGACCGAUGUGCCCAAGCCGAUCUGGAACGUCCAGAUUUCAAGUGCUUUCCAAAACUGAAGGAUGUCCGGGCAGUCGAGGCGGUCCUCGGUCCUGGUGACUUGCUAGUGUUGCCUGCGGGCUGGUGGCACCAUGUGCAGUCGCUCACGGAGGACUCGCUGUCUGUGAGCUUCUGGUUUGACGGCCAGCCUCAAGGGCCUCGGACUUUGGGGCUUCUGACUUCGCUGCAGCGGGUGCAUCUUGCUCGUGAGGUUGAGCGAGUGCUGCUGACGAUAGUUGGGCCGCUGAGGCUGCGGAGCGCAUUUUGCGUAUUGCGGCAGAUGCUGGGUGAGGGCGUCUUCACUGAGAGCAAGCAAAGUUCCGAUGAGGUUCUGGCCUGUGCGUGGCUGCUUUGGCGUCUGCGCUGCAGCUUGGGGAAUGCUGAGGUGGCCAGGGGCUUUGCGCUGGCCGUGGCCGAUGAUGCGCGUUGGCGUCGAUUAGCGCAUUGCGCUGAGUGCAGACAGCGGGAUUGCCAGUUCUUGCUAGGAGAUGACAUGGCGAUGCAUGGAGUUCACCAAAGUAUCACCCCGCCGAAUAUCGUUCCGAACGAUCGCCAAAACAAUGUCCAAGACAUUGUAGCUGGCAUUCAAUCGUUAUUGACCAAAUUGCUGGAGCAGCAUGAGCAAGAGGUUCAAGCUUUGACAUCCAGUGGAAAUGCCAAGAUCAUCACUCCUGUCGGGCUCCCAAAGCCCUCUAAACAGGAUAUGGAUGUUGAGAGCGUCGCUACCAGCGAAGCCACGAACAGGGCUGCUGAGAUGCUAGACAUGCCAGACGAAAGAUCAUGGGAGGUGCCAAGUUUCUUUCAUGAGGAGGCGAUUAACGCGCAGAUGGUCCCUGUGAAGUUUUCAGUUUACACGGUGUCGUUGCCCAACACAAGCUUAGACCGGGGCAGCGAUUUGGCCCGGCAACAUUGCCAAAUCAUUUUCAGAGGCGACAGUCAGGAUCAAACAACAACACGCGAAGUUGCAUUCCGGACGCCGACCUUGCAACCCAAUCUGCCGGGAGCAGUUCCCUCAGCAGGCACAGCAGGGGCGCUCGUCAUAGCUGACUGGACAGCUGGCACCGACGUCGGUAUGGAUUGCUUUAUGCAUGUGCCCGAGCCGUGUCCAAAGCGUUUCGCGGUGGAGGUCUGGUCCAGCAGCUCAAAUUGGCCCGUGGCAGAGGGCUUCGUCAGAAUUGGUGAGCAGCGACAACAAGUGAGGCUGAGUGGCUCGACGUCGAGGACAAACAGCCCGAUCCGUGACAAGCAGAUCAGACAGAAAAUCCGGUCUCGCUUGGAGACGGUGCUUGCUGAGCAGCAUCAGACGCAAGUCAUCAUGGCUCGCGACCUUAUUGCAGCUGUGAAGAAAUGUGGCAAGUCCGAAGCUUCCGGCUUCUCGUAUUCCCUGGAAGAAAAGGAAGUUGAGGAUGCCAUAUUGGAGCUCAGGCACAUUUUUCAGAUGCAUGUUCUCAAGGUCAACAAGAGAGGCCUCACAAAAUCGAAGACGCCAACGCAUGUGAUUGCUUUCCAUCAGUUUUUGAAGUGCAUGUUUCUAGAAGACGUCCACAUGUAUGCACGGGAUGAGGAGGUUCAGUUGACCCUUUUCAUCAUUCAACGUGCAAUGCUCGGGGCUGAUAUGCCGUCAACAGGCACAUCUCGUGCGCUGCUGCUGGCAAAUCAGAAACGGAAAGAGCAAAGGAACCGACCCAGCAUGCAGAAGCUGCUCAUUGACGUUAUGACGGCCCUGUCAACGGCGGCCAUCAUCGCCAGCGUUGCAGCAUCAGGCAUCUCCAUGGAUAUUGCUGUUGGUGCACCAGGAUGGGUUGUCCUAGACACACUGUGUUCUGCAGUCUUUCUGAUGGAGGUCAUUGCCAAGCUUUACGUUUUCAAGCCAAGAAAAUACUUUUGUGGACCUGCGGGCGGAUGGAAUAUGUUUGAUCUUGCACUGACGGGUGCAGCAGUUCUGGAAACGGUUCUCAGCUUUGCUGCAGGCAAUGGAGGCUCGCAGAGCCGAGUUGCCAUGAUGUUGCGAGGACUUCGCAUCGCAAGGUUGGCUCGCGUGGCCAAGCUCAUGCGAAUGCCAUUGCUGCAGGAGCUGGCCACCAUCGUCUCAGGCCACGGCUUCUUCAUCAGCCUGCGGCCGUUAUUCUGGGUCUUGCUCACCCUUUUCCUGGUGGUUUACUUCAUUGCUGUGUUGCUGCGUGCAACGCUUGACGGCUUCAGAGAGGCUCGCUCCUGUGGUAACUUAGACCCCCUUGACGGCAUGGGAUCAGAAGACUGUCCCUUCCACCUGGAGCAAGGGCACGUAUACUGUACUGAUGUUCUCGGGUGCAUGUUCUCCGUAUUCCGCUGUAUCCUUGGCGAUUGUACGACCCAGGGAGGCGAAAGCUUAGUGUUGGUCUUUAGCGAUGGAUUCGGAAUGGGCUUUGACCUCGUCUAUGCGUUUGCCAUGGUGGUGGUCACUUUUGGUCUCUUCAAUAUCAUCACUGCAAUCUUUGUGGAAGCCACAUUGAAGGGUUUGAAGGCCAGCGAUCGUCAGCAGAAGUUUGCAAAGGCCCAUCAGUCUGGCUGGAUGACGCAACAGCUAGCCCGCUUUGUGGAGCUGGCAACGCAGGACGUGAUGAGCGCAAGGAAGAGGAAGACCAAUCAAGAAGGACAUUCCCAAGUCAUGGGCCCACUCAUGGGCCGGAUUAGUUCAUUGGGUUUGAGCGCGUCCAGGCCAGCAUCCGCCGAGAAGGUUCUCGCAGAGGAGCUUUUUGUGACAGAAGAAGAAUUCCUACGCCUCAUUCGGAAGACCGAAGUCCAGCAAUUGCUAUGCGACAUGGAUAUUAAUGUAGAGCCACGUGAGGGCAUUUUUGCCGCCUUCGUGACUGAGGAGGACGGGUCUGUCUCUAUGUCAGAGAUUGUCUCUGGUCUGAUGCGAUUCCGGGGUGACCUCAACAAAAUCGAUAUGGCUAUUGCUCGCUCCGAGCUGGAGAACUUGCAGCGGCAGGUCGCAAAGGUGGUGCAACACAUUGACAAGCAAGCUUUUUGA